Phyllotreta striolata is the source of this 1098-nucleotide messenger RNA. Lineage: Eukaryota; Metazoa; Arthropoda; Insecta; Coleoptera; Chrysomelidae. The record is from the annotation of a GenBank genome assembly.
GUCGAACGUAGUAGUUGAAUUGUUUUGUUGAUUUGAUACAAAAUUAAUAACUGGAAUAAUAAUUUGUUUCUUGUUUAAAGUAUAUUUUAUUAUUAAAAAUGACUUCUGCUCUUUAUUUAGAACAUUAUUUAGACAGUUUGGAACAUUUACCAGUAGAAUUACAACGCAAUUUUAAAUUAAUGAGAGAUUUAGAUUCCCGGGCGCAGGGAAUCAUGAAAAACAUCGAUGCUCUGGCCGAUGAGUACCUUAGAAAUCAAAAAUCUCUUACAUCAGAUCAAAAAAAGGAACAAUUAGAUAAAAUUCAAGACCUUUUUAAUAAAGCUAAGGAAUAUGGAGAUGAUAAAGUACAAUUAGCAAUACAAACUUAUGAAUUAGUAGAUAAACAUAUUCGUAGACUAGACAAUGACUUAUCAAGGUUCGAAACAGAAAUCCAGGAUAAAGCGUUGAAUUCCAGAAAUCAAGAAGAGCCUUCAGUGGGAAAACGAGGUAGAAAGAAAAUUAAAGACGGGAAAACCGAGAAGAAAAAGCGGCUCGGUAAUUCAAGCGAAGAAGACUCUACGGGCACCGUCAAAGGAACUAAGAAAAAGAAACAGAAAGGCGCCAGCUCGGGGAUUAUAUCCGGUGGUAUCGCAGGCAGCGGAACCAAUGCUGCCGCAGGUGAGGUUGCAGAAGCAGUAGCAGCAGUACUUCCAGGCUUAGCAGGAAUCGCUCAUCCCAGUGAUGUUUUAGACAUGCCAGUAGAUCCAAAUGAGCCGACCUAUUGUUUGUGCCAUCAAGUUUCUUACGGGGAAAUGAUUGGUUGUGAUAAUCCUGAUUGCCCGAUUGAAUGGUUUCAUUUUGCGUGUGUGGGUCUUACAACCAAGCCAAAAGGAAAGUGGUAUUGUCCGAAAUGUACGCAAGAUCGGAAAAAGAAAUAAUUUUUAGGGAAACAUUUUGUUGUGGAGAUUAUACAUAUAGCGUAUAAGUUGUUUUAAAAUGAUUGAGUAUGAUCUAUUUUUAGUUGGAAAUAAUUCAUUUUAGGAAUUAUUUAUUUUAAAUGAGAUAAGUUAGUGUUAAUUUUUUGUAUAAAUACAUUUUUUUAGUAAAUCUUGUUUUUUU